GGCCGCACGUAACAGCAUCCUCCAGUCCCUUCGUCGGCGUCCCUCUCUUCCUCAUUCUCCGCCUCUCUGCGACUCGGCUCUCUCGAGUCUCGUCUCUGUCUCUUUGCCUCAAGUUCUCUCCGCCUCUCAGUCUCUGCCCAGUGCCCUCUCGUCUCUGUCUCUCUGCCUCACUCUCUGAGUCUCUGCACAGACUGCACCUCCCCUCACUGGCCGUCGCACAUACCGUGAGCUCACGGCUUCGAUUCCUCUCGGGUGCUACCACUUGAAUUUAUUCUGACAAAAAAGAAAAAGGAAAAUGCAUCCUCCUUUAACACUGCACAAGCACCCGAUGUGCGCCGAAAUUAUCGAGGAGUUUCAGAAGUGUCAUAUAGACCAUCCUAUUGGAAAGUUCUUUGGUGAAUGUACGGAUUUGAAGAUAAAGCUUGAUCGAUGCUUUAGGGAGGAGAAAGCUCUAAAGCGGAAAGCUAACUUUGAAGAGAGUAAGAAAUUAAAGGAAAGGCUACAAGCUUUCAGGAAGGAAUCUGCUGAGAAAAGCCCUGAAGAGAAGAAUUUUGUGUGAAGUCUGAUGGCAAAGUGAAACACAAAGUCUUCCUGAUAAAAAUAAGCAUUUGACAUGAGGCCUUCUUACCCAAUCCCAUAAGAUUUUAAUGUUUUAGGGAACAUGAGACAGUUUGGCUAUUGUAUUUUGGUUGACAUUUCUUUGCACAUGAUGUUUUUAUGGUGCUUAUUUGUUCCGCUAGAUUCAAAGGCAGUAUAUUUAUUAGGUCAUUUGAUUAAUGAUAUAGGUUUUUUUUUUAUUGG
Juglans regia (Persian walnut) is the source of this 801-nucleotide messenger RNA. RefSeq names its product COX assembly mitochondrial protein 2 homolog. The transcript is spliced from 4 exons. The record is from RefSeq and is a predicted model, not a curated record. Lineage: Eukaryota; Viridiplantae; Streptophyta; Magnoliopsida; Fagales; Juglandaceae. Bases 296 to 559 code for a protein of 87 amino acids. Gene Ontology annotation, cellular component: mitochondrion.